Molecule: messenger RNA, 1671 nt
Organism: Verticillium dahliae VdLs.17
Lineage: Eukaryota; Fungi; Ascomycota; Sordariomycetes; Glomerellales; Plectosphaerellaceae
Exons: 2
Coding region: 1-1671 (556 amino acids)
Cellular component (GO): extracellular region
Source: RefSeq, a predicted model, not a curated record
AUGGUUCGCGCCGCCAGCUACCUGGGCUCCCUCGCCCUGCUUGCCUCUUCGGCCCUGGCCAAAGAGGUAGCCGUCAAUGAGGCUGUCGCCGCCGAGCUUUAUGACUCGGGCCUUGUCCACAAGGCCGUCAUGGACAGGAAGAUGAACUUCUGGAAGACGGCGAGAGAGUCUGGCGUCUUCAAGAGCGAGCAGUACCCGGAACUCAACGCCACCAAGUGUGUCAACGGCUGGGCGGAGGCCAUCGUCGGGGAUCGCCACAACACUUUCAGGUGCAACAACGUCGACCUCGUCCACUUCCUUCCUCACAUUGCUCUCGGCAGCCCCGGCGCCGAGGGGUCCUCCUCGUGGGGCUGGACCUCGGACGACGACCGUGAGUUUGUCGCCGUCGGUCAGUACGACGGCACUGCCUUUAUCGAGAUUGGCAAGGACGGCCGCAUGACCUACCUCGGCCGCCUGCCCCAGGUGACGACCCCUUCCGAGUGGCGCGAGAUCCGGUCCUACAAGCACUACAUGAUCAUCGGCUCCGAGGCGCCUGGCCACGGCGUGCAGAUCUUCGACAUGCAUAAGCUGCUGACCAUUGACCCUGCCAACCCGGUCGUCUUCCACCCCAGGAACGACCUGGCCGCCUGGACCAACGCCCUCAUGCCUCGCGGCAACCAGCACAACAUUGUCGUCAACGAGGAGCUGAACUACUUCGCCGCCGUCGGCUCGCAGCCUCGCACUGAUCCCAACUGCCGCAGCGGUCUCAACUUCUUCGACCUGACCGACCCCACGAACCCCAAGUCCCUGGGCUGCGCGGCCGGCGACGGAUACGUCCACGACGCCCAGUGCAUGGUGUACCACGGCCCCGACAAGCGCUACGAGGGCCGUGAUAUCUGCUACGGCUACAAUGAGGACACACUGACCAUCUACGACGUCACCAACAAGGCCAACGUGACCAACAUCAUCUCGCGCAUCAGCUACGAGGGCGCGGCCUACACGCACCAGGGCUGGGUGCUCGACCCUAAGAACCAGGAGUACCUUGUUAUGGACGACGAGCUUGACGAGCUCCGCGCCCGCGGCCCCGCCGCUGACGGCUUCCCCGUCACGUACAUCUGGGACAUUCGCGACCUCGAGAAGCCCAAGCAGACGGGCCUCUACAAGUCCAAGACCAAGGCCAUCGACCACAACCAGUACGUCAUUGACGGCCUCAACUACCAGUCCAACUACGGCGCCGGCCUCCGUGUCUUCGACGUCAGCUCCAUCCCCCGCGACCCCACCGGCGCCUCCGUCUGCGAGGUCGCCUGGUUCGACCUCUACCCGGAGGACGACAACCUCCCCGGCGGCGGCGACGUCGAGUUCCUCGGCACCUGGUCCAGCUACGCCUACUUCAAGUCGGGCUACGUCUUCAUCAACUCGAUUGAGCGCGGCGCCUGGACCGUCAAGCUCACCGGCACCGACUGCCCACGGGCCCCCGUCUGCAACGCCGACAACUGCCUGCGCUCCUUCCGCGCCACCUCGGUCCCCGGCCGCCUCGCCGAGUCGCGCGAGUUCUGCGACGACUUCCUCAGCCGGCCCGUCCGCGAUGUCGCCGCCCUGCCGUCCCACGCCGUCAAGAACUGCGCCGGUGACGCCGUCGCGCGGGCCUCGAGCGCCUGCGCCUGUCUGCCUACGGCCACGCCUGCUCUGUAG